Neolamprologus brichardi is the source of this 1640-nucleotide messenger RNA. NCBI's taxonomy places the organism in Eukaryota, Metazoa, Chordata, Actinopteri, Cichliformes, Cichlidae. The record is from RefSeq and is a predicted model, not a curated record.
GCUGCAGUGCUGACUGUAUCACCUGGUUUUUCACACACCGCUGAGAAGCCCUGAGUGUUAGACUGGGUGAACUUUGGGUCGCUGGUGCUCGGCGAACGCUAACAGGUGUCACAAAGCUGCCUUCAGUCUAAUGGAGGACUCCAAGCAGCUUUUGGCUGCCAGGUCAGAGGAGAGUCAGCGAAACGGCUGCUGCGGCUUAGAUACAAAGAUGGUGGAGGAUUUCCGACGGAGGCUCAAAUACUUCUUCAUGAAUCCCUGCGAGAAGUACAGAGCCAGGGGUCGGAAACCAUGGAAACUGACGAUACAAAUAUUAAAAAUUUCUGUGAACAUCUACCUAACUCUGAAAAGCAUCAAUCUGCAGACUGUGCGGCACCACGAGCUACCAGACUGUUAUGACUUCCACAUAGUGAUCGUUUUUGACAAUCGUGCACACAGCGGAAAGAUAAAGGUUGAUAUUGAAAAUGAUGUUAGAAUUUAUGAAUGCAGUGACUGGAACGUGGAAGGCACAUCUGGGAAGAACGAUUAUCUCCUGUUGUCGUUUGAUUCUGUGGUCAUCCUCGCCUGUUUCGCCUCUCUCAUCCUCUGCCUACGAUCUGUCGUCCAUGGCAUCCAGCUCCAGUUUGAGUUCAGCAUAUUUUUCAGUGCCUACUACAAUAAAACUGUGUCCUGGUCAGACCGCAUGGAGUUUGUGAAUGGCUGGUACAUCCUCAUUAUUGUCAGUGACAUAAUGACCAUCACUGGAUCAGUGCUGAAAAUUGGAAUACAAACAAAGUUCUUAACAAACUAUGACGUCUGCAGUAUCUUGCUGGGAACAGCCACGAUGCUUGUCUGGGUUGGUGUGAUUCGUUACCUGAGUUUCUUCAAGAAGUACAAUAUCUUAAUCUUAACCUUGAGGGCGGCAUUGCCCAAUGUGUUUCGAUUCUGCGUCUGUGCAGCCAUAAUCUACCUCGGGUACUGUUUCUGUGGCUGGAUCGUCCUUGGACCUUACCACGACAAAUUCAGAACACUGGCUAAAGUGACAGAGUGCCUCUUCUCUCUCCUCAAUGGUGAUGAUAUGUUUUCCACCUUUCUGAGGAUGAGAGACAAAACCUACAUGGUGUGGCUCUUCAGCAGACUCUACCUCUAUUCCUUCAUCUCUAUCUUCAUCUACAUGGUGCUCAGUCUGUUCAUUGCUCUCAUCACUGACACGUACGAAACCAUCAAGCAUCAUCAGAAAGACAAGGAGCCAGUGUCCCAGCUUCAGGCCUUCAUUGCAGAGUGCAUAGAUCAGCCUGAGUCUGGACGAUACCAGAUUACUGACGAGUCGACCUGCUGCAUGUUUUCAAGUGGUUGCUUUGGAUAACAGGGUGUAGUGUCAUCUUUUUGCCAAGUGUGAGCAACGAGUUGCCCUCAUAUGACUGCAAAAUGCCCCACAGGGUCCUGAGAGUCUGUAUAGAGCCUUUGUUAACACUAUUGGGUGAUAGUGAUGGAAUAUCUUCCAACUUAAACAGAUGUACUUUUACUUGAGUUUUGACUUUUUUAGAACUAGUAAAUUAGCAAAGUUCCUAUGUUAAGGACAUGCUGAUAUUAUAUGGCCACAUUAUAAACCAAUGUAACAUCAAUAUCAAGCAUUGCCGUAUAAAUAUGUCAAAUAAUAUUCU